This is a messenger RNA of Eimeria acervulina, 282 nucleotides long. RefSeq lists its product as hypothetical. The transcript has a single exon. Lineage: Eukaryota; Apicomplexa; Conoidasida; Eucoccidiorida; Eimeriidae. Bases 1 to 282 code for a protein of 93 amino acids. The record is from RefSeq and is a predicted model, not a curated record.
AUGGUGGUUAACUACCAAGCCCUCAAUGAGCUUACGGUAGUACCUGACUUCCCCUUACCUCCGGUCCAAACGAUCUUGGAGAUGUUGGGCGGCGCCAAGUAUUUCUCCACUCUCGACUUAGAGGCAGACUUCCACCAGAUCCUCAUGGCCAAAGAGGAUCGCUGGAAAACAGCCUUCCGUUCAGUCAUGGGCCUGUUCGAAUACAAAGUCAUGCCGUUCGGCCUGAAGGGUGCUCCCGCUACCUUCAAGCAAACAAAAAUGCCUACUUACAACCCUUGCUAG